CAGAGUAAAUAGUGACGGCUAUAUGAGAUGAAGCAAGCAAGCAAUUUGUGAAGGCGUUGACCAGAAAAGUGUGAACUACAAAGUGUAGGAAUGAGGCAUAUACCUGCAGAUACGUGCGGUGAUUCUGGAUUCUUGAAGCCAUUCCUUGUAUUUUCUGGUGAUAGCUUAGUCUUCUUGUGCUAUAUAUAACAACACAACUCACCCUCUCUUCAUUCCCUACACAACACUCUCUCUCCUCCUUCCACCUAGCAGUGGUGACAACCAAACCAAGUGUCCCCUCCUUUCUCUUGUUAACAGGUAGCAGAGUUAGUGAGUAAUGGCAGGAGGACAACUAGGAGUGCUUAAUGCCCUCGAUGUGGCAAAAACACAAUGGUACCACUUCACUGCUAUUGUGAUAGCUGGAAUGGGAUUCUUCACUGAUGCCUAUGAUCUUUUCUGCAUUUCCCUUGUGACCAAGUUGUUGGGGAGGUUAUAUUACACAGACAUAACGAACCCGAAGCCUGGUGUUCUUCCUCCUAAUGUGCAAGCUGCUGUGACUGGUGUUGCUCUAUGUGGCACUUUAGCCGGCCAACUUUUCUUUGGAUGGCUUGGUGACAAGUUGGGAAGGAAAAGGGUUUAUGGCUUAACUCUUAUGCUUAUGGUUGUGUGUUCCGUUGCCUCAGGGCUCUCUUUUGGAGACACCCCCAAGGGUGUCAUGGCCACACUUUGUUUCUUCAGGUUCUGGCUUGGCUUUGGGAUUGGUGGUGACUACCCUCUAUCAGCUACAAUCAUGUCUGAAUAUGCCAACAAAAAGACUCGAGGGGCAUUCAUUGCUGCAGUGUUUGCAAUGCAGGGUUUUGGAAUCCUGGCUGGUGGAAUAGUUGCCUUGAUUGUGUCAUCUGCAUAUGACCACAAAUAUGAUCUUCCUAGUUACAAAGACAAUCCAGCAGGUUCGAAGGUGGAUUCGCUUGAUUACGUUUGGCGUAUCAUUUUGAUGUUUGGUGCAGUCCCAGCAGGGCUUACCUACUAUUGGCGAAUGAAAAUGCCAGAGACGGCUCGUUACACGGCCCUUGUAGCCAAGAAUGCAAAACAAGCUGCUUCAGACAUGUCUAAGGUGUUACAAGUUGAGGUUGAAGCUGAAGAGGAUAAGUUGCAGCACAUGGUUGAGAGUGAACACCAAAAGUAUGGCUUGUUCAGCAAGGAAUUCGCCAAACGCCACGGGCUGCACUUGGUUGGAACCACAGUUACUUGGUUCUUGUUGGACAUUGCCUUCUACAGCCAGAACCUUUUCCAAAAGGACAUUUUCAGUGCCAUUGGAUGGAUCCCUCCUGCACAAGACAUGAAUGCAAUCCAUGAAGUUUAUAGGAUUGCAAGAGCACAAACACUGAUAGCAUUGUGCAGCACCGUGCCAGGGUACUGGUUUACAGUGGCCUUUAUCGAUAUCAUGGGCCGUUUCGCCAUCCAAUUGAUGGGUUUCUUCUUCAUGACAGUCUUCAUGUUUGCUCUUGCUAUACCUUACAAUCAUUGGAAGAACCACAACAAUAUUGGCUUUGUUGUUAUGUACUCAUUCACAUUCUUCUUCUCCAACUUUGGUCCAAAUGCCACCACAUUUGUUGUGCCAGCAGAGAUUUUCCCAGCAAGGCUAAGAUCUACUUGUCAUGGAAUCUCAGCUGCUGCAGGAAAGGCAGGAGCUAUUGUUGGUGCAUUUGGGUUCUUGUAUGCUGCACAAAGUACGAACCCCGAUAAAGUUGAUCAUGGUUACCCAACUGGUAUUGGGGUUAAAAACUCCCUCAUUGUGCUUGGUGUGAUCAACUUCUUUGGAAUGGUAUUCACCUUGUUAGUGCCAGAAUCAAAGGGAAAAUCACUGGAAGAGUUGAGUGGGGAGAAUGAAGAUGAUGGUGCUGAGGCUAUAGAGAUGGCAGGGUCUGCUAGGACGGUUCCAGUUUAACCAAAGUCUAUGAUCAACAAAGUAGUUCAUAAUUCUAGUGAUGCUAUUAUUGUGUGACAAUAUUACUUCGGGUUUUCUACAGCUAGAUGCACAAUAAUGAUGUAGAUAUAUGUUUCUCGGUGCUGUAACUUUAAAAAUCAAUUAUAAAGGGUGUGUAUUUCAUUCUUGUUUUUAAUUAGAAGUGUUGUCUCAAUCAUACGUGUAUUUGAUAUCUGUAGCUAAAGGUAUUGAAGAAAAGUUUUGCCUCGAGUUCCUUUGUUUUAAA
Molecule: messenger RNA, 2192 nt
Organism: Glycine soja
Lineage: Eukaryota; Viridiplantae; Streptophyta; Magnoliopsida; Fabales; Fabaceae
Product: inorganic phosphate transporter 1-4-like
Exons: 2
Coding region: 317-1927 (536 amino acids)
Biological process (GO): phosphate ion transport; transmembrane transport
Cellular component (GO): membrane
Molecular function (GO): phosphate transmembrane transporter activity
Source: RefSeq, a predicted model, not a curated record